AUGCUUAAAGAAGCACUUAAAUCCGUUACAAUUAUAUUUAAUUGUGCUGGGAAAUCAUUUGAAUAUUUGCAUGAUGGCAUAUGUCAUACUGAUGAAUAUUGGCAUGACAAUACAGAUGCGACUGAAAUACUUAUCGAAGUUAUGAUCGAACUAAAGAUAUCAUUUCUGAUUCAUAUAAGUGAUGCUUAUGCCAAUUUACCUACUGGCGAUAAUUUUGGUUUAUCUGAACAAAUACAUUCUGGAAUUCCUAAAAACUUUAUGCUUGGAAUUUAUGGACAAUCAAAAACAUACGGAGAAUUAUACGUUCGAAAUGCUGCUAGCAAUAAUCAAAUAAACGCACUAAUUUUACGUCCAACUUUUGUAUAUGGCGAAGGUGAGAAACACCUGCUCGGUUCAGCUUUAAAACUGUGCUCACUGUACGGUGGCAUUCCUUACAUACAGGAUAUGAGACGAGGCUUUCAUCAAUAUCUAUAUGCAGGGAAUAUGGCAGCAAUAAUGGAACGUGCAAUGACGUGUUUAAAAGAAAAUCCAAAGUAUUAUAAUUCUGAAGUUGUAAUUUGCAUGGAUUGUACCCGAGCAAAAAGAUUUGUUGAUUUUAUGGAACCAUUUUUGCAAGUUACUGAUCUCAAACGUGUAACGAUAUUAUCUUAUAUUCAAACAUAUUUUGUAACAAUUUUCUACGAAAUUCUGAAUAAAUUUGCGCCUAAUAAAUGCUUGGGACGUUUAACUUGGUUCGCAAACAGAUUCAUUAAUUCUUGGACAAUUGGAUUUUCAAAUCGGAAACUACGUCUUCUUCUCGAUUUUAUUCCACCAUAUGAUCAAGCAGAAGCAGUAGAACAAUGCAUAAACUGGCUCAAACAGCGAAAAAUAAGAAAUGAAUAA
Molecule: messenger RNA, 882 nt
Organism: Thelazia callipaeda (thelaziosis nematode)
Lineage: Eukaryota; Metazoa; Nematoda; Chromadorea; Rhabditida; Thelaziidae
Source: the annotation of a GenBank genome assembly